Messenger RNA from Larimichthys crocea (large yellow croaker), 3076 nucleotides. RefSeq names its product phosphotyrosine interaction domain containing 1 (gene pid1). The record is from RefSeq and is a predicted model, not a curated record. Gene Ontology annotation, biological process: negative regulation of insulin receptor signaling pathway; regulation of cell population proliferation; regulation of reactive oxygen species metabolic process. Bases 204 to 881 code for a protein of 225 amino acids. Gene Ontology annotation, cellular component: cytoplasm. Lineage: Eukaryota; Metazoa; Chordata; Actinopteri; Sciaenidae. The transcript has 3 exons.
ACCAUGAGCCGCCCGGCCACAGGGAGCAGGUACCUCCACCUGCUGGCCAGUGUCGUAACUACAGCCAGGCGGAGCGACCGACACAUCCUUCAUUACCCGACCAGUCCAGAUUGAAGGAGGACAGAGAGGGGAACAGAUGUGAAACCGGACUACGGAAAGAGAAUAAGCUGUAGUAAAAGACAGAGAACACUGAUCCUGCUAAUAUGUGGCAACCCGCGUCGGAGCGAUUGCAGCACUUCCAGACCAUGCUGAAGACCAAGUUAAAUGUGCUGACGCUGAGGAAGGAGCCGUUGCCCACGGUGAUCUUUCAUGAGCCUGAGGCCAUCGAACUGUGCUCCACCACACCGCUUACAAAGAGCCGGACCCAUGCUGGAUACAAGGUGGCCUACCUGGGUAAGGUGACCAUAUCUGGGACCCAGUUCCUGUCUGGCUGCACAGAGUCGGCGGUGGUGGGUCUGGUGGAGCGUCGUGCCCUCGCCCAACAACAAGGCACCUUACCUGCAGGCAACUCUCUGCUGGAGAUUCGGCCCUUCCAGGUGCGUCUUCACCACUUGGACGAGCAUGGUGAGGCCUCAGUAACCAUGGACACCUACCAGGUGGCGCGGAUUGCCUACUGCACAGCCGACCACAGCAUCAGACCCAACGUAUUUGCUUGGAUCUACCGAGAGAUCAACGACGACUUGUCCUUCCAGAUGGACUGCCAUGCGGUGGAGUGCGAGAACAAGCUGGAGGCGAAGAAGCUGGCGCACUCAAUGAUGGAGGCUUUCCGCAAGACUUUCCACAGCAUGCGCAGCGAUGGUCGCAUCCACAAGAGUGGCUCAUCGGAUGACUUUGCUGAGGACUCAUCCACCCCUGAAGACUCGACCCCAGAUGACGGUUGAACUGAAACCCACCUAAACUCCUGAUCCCCGUCCUAACAAAGCGAGGGGUGACUGGAAGGAUGGACAGAUUACCUGCUCUCUCUCAUUCUCCCCUACUAUCACUUUCUGUUAUCAAUUUGAAACAAAAGUAACUGACCCUGUGAACCAACACGCCCAGGAUAAUGAAGUAGCUUUUAAAUACUGUAAAGGGAAGGUAGAUGAAAAAGGAGUUACAACACAUCUACAUUUACAAACAGGAAAAGCAAAGUGCUACCACAUUGAAUAAAUGGUCCUCAAAGACCCACAGGGGCCUUCCAAGCACCUCUGUAAACGCCCUCAAGAGAUUGACUCAUCAUUUCCAUUUCCAUUUUCAACCACUGUCACUCCUGCGCCCAGCAGAGACACUGUUUGUGGUUCUUAAGCUUUUUCAUCUAGGAAACAGCAAACCGUAGUCCCUGUUCUUCUGACCCCAGCUCAUGACAACCUAUUGCUACUCUUGCCAUGUAGGGACCCAGCAGAAAUAGCUGGGUCCCGACUCAGAGUUUAUGAGACUGUUGGAGCACAUAAAUUCUUUAAAUGUUUAAUAAUGUGGAUCUCUGUUUCAAUGCCUUCGACCUCGGUAAUAGCAAAUGAGGAUGUGAAAGAAAAGAUAAGCCUUUAAGCACUAUUCAUAUCAUCACUACGGUACCUUAGUCCAACCCCAAAUUUUUUUUGCUGGCAUGGCUGUUACUCAUGUGGAUGACGGAGCCAGAGCUUCUACUGCUCUCUCUCUGUUCAAUAUGUGAGUAUGUGUAAGGCACCUGGGAGAAUAAAGGUGCUACGUAGAUGUUACAUUUUAAAAGUUCUCACUGGGCUGAAAGCCUGGACCUGUCUGCGACACCUUAAUCACACACAUCUGACUUCUGUUUUGAGUAUACCAAAAUUCAGGCUGGAUUUUGCCUGUCAGAUUAUGUGCCUCACUUUCCUCUCACAUUAGUUUGGUCUCUUACCCAGGUCCCAGUGUGUAUGUGUAGCCAUGUGUAUGCGUGCUGACUUUUUUUUUUUUUGGUUUUUGUCUUGUUUUUCUGUGUGUGUAGGUGUAAUUGCUUACUUCUGUACUUUGUGUAUAUGAAUGUACACGUGAGUGCUUACAUCUCUGUGUGUGAAAGAGAAAAGAGGAGGAAGAUUAAGGGGGGGGUAUUGUAUGAUUAGCUGGACGUGAAGACUUCUCAUCGCCCUGGAAGCAUCCAUUUUUGAUGCUUGAGGAGGCGUUUUAAAAUCAGACAUGGUACUGUGACCAUUUUGCCACGUUUUUCUUACUUUUAUCUGGUAUUGAAAUGAAAAGUAUGAGAGUCUGAAUGUGCGAGUCACAGAGGUUGUGGGACCCUAAAACACGGCCGUCCAAGAUAACGACUGACACCUCCUGCCCUCUGCUUGAAUGUAUGAAGAGUUCCACGUGCUGUGAGCACCUCGCACCGUCUCCAGUCAUUCCACUCUCCCAUGAUCUCCUCAUGCUAUCACAGACAGCUGUAAGGGACAGUCAGUGACCGGCUUCACUCUGCUCUGCUGCCCUGCGUCACCUCUCCGAGCGACCGAGGCACUGUCGUGGGGGGGCGAAAACUCAUCAGAGCUCCACGCCACUUUCUCCUUUUCUAACUGGACUGUAUCGAACAGACUGGACGCUAUCAGUGGAAAAAACGGUCCGACAGAAUGAUAAGGCGGCUCUGGUCAACAGACACACACACACACACACUCAAAUAUACACACCUACAUACAAUUAUACAUAUGUACACAUACAUUGUAUUUGAAUCUUGCUCAAUAAGCUUAUGUAAAUACAAAUGUAUCACUUUCCAAAUAUUACAGCAUAAAUGUUGAUAGCUAUUUUAAAUAAAAAAAAUGUUGAGAACCAUCAUAUGAUACAGAAACAGUGUUAUAAAGCCUACUGUGAAUAAUAAGUGGAGAGCCUGAUAGCGUUGGCUGUGUGUGUAUAUGUAUGUGUGUGUGUGUGUGUGCGUGUGUGUGUGUUUGGAAGGGAUUGUAUGUGGUGGGAAGUGUGGUGAGGGGUGUGUAUGGACAGGCCAGAGGGGGGAGAAUGUUUAUAAAGCUGUAGAUUACUGUGUCAUGUCUGUCUGAAAGCUCAGACACGCUUUAAAUGUUUGACAAAUGUUACCUUAAGUGUUUUCUAUACAGUGUUUGCAAAGAUCAAGAAACAAUUGCAUAUAAAGUAUUUACCAAGA